AUGACAUGGAAUAUAUCACUAUCAUCAUUGUCGACAAUAUUAAUAUUUAUCCUCUUUAUACGUAUAAACAUUAGAGCUGGCCUCGUUUUUGCCAUCGAUAACUUAAGAUAUUUUAACGAGGUUAAUGGCAAUAACCCAAAUGGAGCUAGUGAUACACGAAAACAUAAUAAUAAAGUUUUCAAAAGAGUUGAUGAUGGUUCAGCCUUUGUUAACUCAAGUGGCGAUAACAUGACAUCAAAUGAUGACUUGUCCACAUUCGUAAGAGAAUAUGGAAAAUCAGAUAGAAAAAUUAAAUCACCUCGUACUGUAUCUUCAUGCUCUAAACCACCAUGUCAACUUAUCUCGUGUAAUUCUACGGCGCCAUUUUGUAUUGUCGACGAAAAUGGGUUUCAUUGUGAUGACACAGAUCAAAAUGUAUGGAGAAUUACUAAUCAAGAUGGUUUAGUUUUCUCUGAUUUAAAAUUUGAAGGUCAACAAUGUCAACCAUUUAUACCACCAAAAAAUCAAGAUGAUGCGGAUUUUUUAGUUAAAUUAGUGGUUAAUAGUUCUUUUGGAUCUCAAUUUUUACCAAAUAUUACUGGAACUUGGACGAAACCUUUUGAUUUUUUGGGAAAUUGUAAAAAUCCUUUUUUUUGUGAUACUUCUAUUAACGGAGGUGUUACAACAACUUCUGAGACAAUUACUAAUGGAAUUUGUAGAUUAAAAUUUAGUAGAGUAACUCCUUGCUUUAGUGCUAAUCAAUGCGAUACUCAUAGAUGUACUGGUGAUUUUAUAAAUAGUAAUGGAACAACUGUAAAAAAUAAUACUGUAUUAGCAUCAAAUGGACAACCUAUUUUGACUGAUCAAAUUUGUGCUGCUCUUAAUGAUUUACAACGACCUAUUUUAACCUUUCAACCUCCAGAUGUUCCUGCUACAAAUGCUACUAGUACUCCUGAAAUUAUUCUAUUAUCUAUUAUAAGUACCGCAGCAGUACUUGUCAUUUUCAUUACAAUAGUAAGAAUUCGAAAAUAUGGUUUAAGAAAAUUUUUGCCUUCUUCAGCUCGUGAAAGGAUUUUAAAUUUAUUUUCAAAUAAUAAACCUGAUCCUUCUAGGCAAAUUGGGUUUAAAAAUUUUGAUGAUGAUAUAGAGUCAACUUCUUCAAAUGUUGUUUCAGCUUUAUUACCACCUAUACCUGUUGUUAAAAGAUCUUCCUUCAAUUCAAACAUUUCUAAUAAGUCCGAUGAAUUUUUUAAUAACAAUAGUGGGAAUGGAAUUGGUGUUGAUUCAAAUUUUUAUAAUGUUAAUCGUACUAGUCAUGUUAGUUCAAUUAGUGAUUUUAGUGGUCCAAGCGGUAGUAAUUUUGGAAGCAUAGGUAUAAUUAAUAUGACAAACGUUGGAAUUGGCAGAAAUAAUAUAUCAAUUCAAAAUCCUUUUGAAACAGUUAAAUUAGCAAGAGUUCAAUCACAAACUGCAAAAAUUUUUGAUCCCGAAUCAUAUCUUCAAUUACAACAAAAUCAAAAUGAAUUCGUUUUUGAACAACAAAAUCAAAAUGAAAUCGUCCCUGAACAAAAUCAAAAUGAAAUCGUCCCUGAACAAGAUCAAAAUGAAUUCGUCCCUGAACAACAAGAUCAAAAUGAAUUCGUUCCUGAGCAAAAACAAAAUGAAUUCGUUUCUAAACAAGAUCGAAAUGAAUUCGUCCCUGAACAAAAUCAAAAUGAAUUCGUUCCUGAACAAAUUCAAAAUGAAUUCGUUCCUGAACAAAAAGUUUUGAUUAUAGAAAAGCCUGAAGAAGAAGAAAAUGAAAACGGUCAAUGGAUAGAAGACGAAAUAACGCGUGAAAAUGCAUUAAAUGCUACGCUUGAAUUGGAAGAUAUGGUCAUUGUCAGAAAUCCUGUGGAUGAAUUAGAGGAAGAAAGAUUACGACAAGAAAGACGACAAAAAAAGUUGGAAAUGUUAUGGCGUAGACAAUUUAAGGGCAAUAAUAUACAAGAUUAA
Messenger RNA from Dentiscutata heterogama, 1974 nucleotides. The record is from the annotation of a GenBank genome assembly. NCBI's taxonomy places the organism in Eukaryota, Fungi, Glomeromycota, Glomeromycetes, Diversisporales, Gigasporaceae.